AUGAUCUGCAUAUAUGCAGAAUCCCAUUUGUGCACAUUUACCUUGAUCCUCUACACAUGCAUAUGGAUCCCAUUCAUCCAAACAGCUCAAUCAAUACUCACAAUCUUCACCUUCUUUAUCAAUAACCCAAACCAUCAUCACCUAGAAAACACUCAUUUUCAAGAACAAGAAGCGCCCCCAGCCCACGAGCUGAAUCUUCAAGUUUCAUGUUUUCAAGAUUUGGAGGAGUUCAGCAUAGGAAACAGAGGAGAAAGCAUUGGAUAUGAUGAAAAUGAAGAAUUGUGCUCAAUUUGCUUGACAGUGUUUGAGAAAGAAGACUUGGUGAACAAAUUACCGAGAUGCGGGCAUGUAUUUCACGUGGGGUGUAUGGAAAAAUGGCUCGAGAGAUGCCAAUUUACCUGCCCAUUGUGCAGGUCUAUGGUGUUGCAUGAUAGUUCUCAACCAUCCAAAAUGUGCUUUUCUGAGUUUUGCAUUCUGCCCCCACCUCAUGACCCUUAA
This is a messenger RNA of Striga asiatica, 498 nucleotides long. The record is from the annotation of a GenBank genome assembly. NCBI's taxonomy places the organism in Eukaryota, Viridiplantae, Streptophyta, Magnoliopsida, Lamiales, Orobanchaceae.